Molecule: messenger RNA, 1406 nt
Organism: Penicilliopsis zonata CBS 506.65
Lineage: Eukaryota; Fungi; Ascomycota; Eurotiomycetes; Eurotiales; Aspergillaceae
Exons: 5
Coding region: 84-1286 (400 amino acids)
Biological process (GO): spliceosomal complex assembly; regulation of mRNA processing; protein phosphorylation
Molecular function (GO): protein kinase activity; ATP binding
Source: RefSeq, a predicted model, not a curated record
AGAAAAGGCGACUCUUCAUCCUUUCAUCGAUACUAUCUCGCCCACGAUUCUCAUACUGUUAUAGACGCUUGAAUAAGCGAUAUAUGGCUGAUCAACACGCCCCUUGGGAACCGCGCGUCUUCCCGCGUUCCGGGUGGGAUCUCAUCGAUCCUUCUGUACGUAUUGAAGAAGAGACAAUCCCGAGCUAUCGAGCAGGAAAGUUCUAUCCUGUGCAUAUUGGCGAAGUUUUCAACUGCCGAUAUCAAGUUGUGGGCAAGUUGGGCUACGGAUCCAGCGCGACAGUGUGGCUUUGCCGAGACUUGAUAAACCACUGUUAUAUAUCAUUAAAGGUGUAUACAGCAUCCACAGCGACGCAUGAGGUUGAGAUCUACCACCACCUACAAACAAUUCAAUCCGACCACGCAGGCCAGACGUGUCUUCGUCCACUGAUUGACGUCUUCCAGGCCAGGAGCCCUAAUGGAGAUAGUUUGCACACUUGUCUCGUUCACCCACCGCUGGGGAUCAGUCUUAGCCAGCUUACUCGGCUACUUCCUGGGAAGGUGAUGAGCAGCGCUAUGGUCAGGACGACCAUCCGGAAUGUCCUCGCUGCUCUUGACUUCCUUCACACGGAAGCACAAGUUAUCCAUACUGAUCUCCAACCCAACAAUAUCCUGCUCGGCAUCAAAGAUGACUCUACUCUGUCCCAGUUCGAACAGAGAGAGUUCGAAGCGCCAGUUUCACGUAAGAUCAUGCAAGAUCGGACUGUCUUUCUGUCACGGCCACUCGCUCUCUCCUACGGAACGCCCGUCCUCUGUGAUCUGGGCGAGGCUAGGCUGGGCAUUGAGCAGCAGGAGGGCGACAUCAUGCCGGACCUAUAUCGGGCGCCUGAAGUUAUCUUAGACAUGACCUGGAACUACAAGGUUGAUAUCUGGAAUGUCGGCAUGCUGAUAUGGGAUCUGUUUGAAUACCAUCAUUUGUUUCGAGCCCGAAAUCCUGCCCGCCAACUGGACGAUGAAUAUCAUCUGGCUGAGAUGCAGGCCGUGCUUGGGCGCCCGCCAUUACAAUUUCUCCAGCGGAGUGAAAGAAGCCUCCAGUUCUGGGACGAGCAUGGGCAGUGGAAGGCAGCUUCAAUCCAAGCCGACAGUCUCGAGAUCCUGGAGGAGCGACUUGAGGGAGAAGAGAAAAAGGACUUCCUUCGCUUUCUCCGUCGCAUGUUGUGUUGGCUGCCAGAAGAACGAGCUUCUGCAAAGGAGCUUCUAUUCGAUCCUUGGUUGAUGACGGGUCUUUCAAUAAAAGAGAAGCCUUGAAGCCAGCUGAAUCUAUGUAGUUAUCUUUCCAGGAUAAAAAUGUCAGCCCUGGGCAGAACCAGUCCCAGAGCAAGUACUCAUAGUAUAUACUUGAUAUACACAGUAAUACUACAAUCAGAC